Lucilia cuprina (Australian sheep blowfly) is the source of this 2769-nucleotide messenger RNA. RefSeq lists its product as uncharacterized. The record is from RefSeq and is a predicted model, not a curated record. The transcript is spliced from 7 exons. Lineage: Eukaryota; Metazoa; Arthropoda; Insecta; Diptera; Calliphoridae. Bases 1 to 2769 code for a protein of 922 amino acids.
AUGUCAGAAUUUAAUGUUCCCAGUUUGCAUUUUCCGGGUCAAGUUCAUAAAUGGCGUUUGUCGCAGCUAUUGCAAAAAGGCACUUUGAGGGCUCAUGAUUCAUUCUUAAGCGAUUUAGCUUUGGCUGCUCGUUUUCUAGUGGUUACAGCUCGUGGUCGUAUAUUUUCUCACUUCUUUUCGGUUUAUCAUGCAAUACACGCUUUACUCCAUGGACUGGUCAGAGUGGUCGAUAUGUUUAUUGGUGUACCUGCUCUGUUGGCCCAUAACUUGGACUAUAAGAUUAAAGAGGAAAGAUGUCGUUUUCUUAUAGCGGAACUAGUGUGCAGGCCCGAAUUUGAAGACUGUUUAGAUGGUCUAUGCUCAUAUGUGCGUAAAAUGUUACGUCGUGCCACCAUGGAAAAAUUCGACUUUAAUAGUUGUGAUGUUUCGCAGCCAGUGCCAUAUCUCUUCUUAACGCCCAAGGGACAAGAAAUCGAUUUGCGACUUUUCUGUCGUGAUGUUAUGCGUAAAGCUUUACCCAUAUUGAUCGGAAUACUAGAGCGAGAAACUCGUGGUUGGUUUCUACACUUCCGUGAACGUUUAAUAGCGGAAUUGAGAGCUAAAAAGUUGACAGAUAAAGAAAUCGAAGAAGAAGUUAAUGAGGCUGUAAUGAAAGAGUAUUUACAACGUGUUUACACUUCAAUAUUAUCCAAUCCCAAAUUGGCCGAACUAGGCGAUGGUAUACCUGAGUUAUUAGUGCAGCAGGCCCAGUCGGUGGUGAUCAUGUAUAAGGCAGUGGAUAAAGUACAAAAGGAUAUUAAACGUUCACGGGAAGAUCAUCAGAAAUGUUUGUCAAAUGAUCAUUCGGUAUUGUCGAGAGUAGCACCCUGGUUGCGUUCGAAAUUAAGACAUGCCGAAGAAAGUAAAUUAUCGAAGUCAGCCUGGUCGGCACAUGAGGAAGCUUUAAAAAUGUGCUCCAAACAUAAUCUACAUCAAACUGCCUACUUUUUGGGACGAGAUUUGGCCUUCAUGAAGGAGCGUGAACCGGUAUUGCUGAAAGAGUUGAAGAAUGCCAAAACGCCCACACGUAGUUUUCAAUGGGCCUGUCGCAUUUGGUCACCCAAGUCCUGGAUUAUACGUAGAAAUUUCCAAGGCCAGUCGGAUGUUAUACCCACGGUCAUAAGUCAACAGGCCACUUCAAUAGUAACGCCCAGAUCAGAUCCUAGUCAACCGGUGUUCUUAGUGGAAAAAGAAAUUGUGCGCACCACCAGCACAAGGUGGCCCUUCUGGCGUUUAUUGAAUUUAAUGCAGCGUACUUGGUGUUGGACCUGGAAUAUGAUGUUUCUGUUGGGCAUUUUGGUGCCCUGGUGUAGUCCCGUAAGUUUGCGGGCCCUGUUCUGUGUUAAGCCUUUCAUGCCAGACCUAGAGUUGUCACAAAUAAAUGGCACCCUUUUUCCGCGCAAGACAAGCAUAACGCAGACUAUGGCCUCGCGCCUAAUAGAGCUUUGGCGACACAUAUCAAAAUCAAGAACGCAUUUUGAAACAGAACCGGAUACGGGUUUCAUAGGCAAGGGAUUUACGCGUAAUUUAAAUCGUGUUUGGAACUAUUUUGUCAAAGGUUUCCUGGGCACUGUGGUUAUACUGUUUGCCUUUCCCUUACUCUGUUUGGCUUGUAGUUUGCUUAGCAUUUUAUUGGCCUUAACAGCCCCUUUGUGGAUUCCCGUAUUUACGAUUUUAUUGCAUGUUUAUAUGAUAUUAAUUUAUGAUCUGGAUUCGCCGGAUAAUGCACGCAAUCGCUAUUGUAUUUUAUUGGAGGCAUUAAUAUGGAAUAUUUUCCUACAAGGCUGUAUACAACCCAUAGCAGCAUUAUUAGUGGCCAGUAUAUUGUGUCCUUUGGUUUCCGGUUUAAUAUUAAUAGUUGGUGUGGUUCGUUACUCUCUUCGUCUGCUGUGGGAUUCCCUUACAUUUCAUUUGUUCAUUAAGAAAUGUGGACGUAUUCCGGCUUCCGAUAGUUUGGCUGUUAAACGUAUAGCUGGUCCCGGUUUGGCUCUCGACUAUUACUUUAUCAUUAGGCCUGAGCAAGCUUUGGCUGCUUUUGAAGCCAAAAUGGAAUUGGAUGAGUUGCAAGCAUAUCAACAUGCCAUGGAACGUAUAAUAAUGCAGCCACAAAAAGAUUUUUCUCAAUUUGUAGAGGCUUGUUUUGGUCCCUUCUCAGCUCAGCUGUCGAAAAGUGGUCCCUAUUUGUCAUUGGAUCGUGAGGCUCAAGACUUGAUGACUACUUUGCAUGAGAAAUUGGAGAAACGUAGACGUGAAUUGCAAACCGCCUUGACAACACAAGUUAAAACCAGAAUAAAACUCAAUACCAAGGAAUUAAAAAUUGCCAUACAACUUGCCGCCCAUAUACUGGAGAAAUACUAUCCGUCACAUAUAAUAGCUAGAUUAUCCAUAAGUGAAGAAGAAUUUUGGGAUAAUAAGGGCUUAACGGUCAAUGAUUGGCCAGGUUUAGCUGGUCUCAUUUAUACUGAAAUAUUUAGUUUAGAUUUUCUCACGCCUCUUAUGGAAAACGAUACACAUUUUAAGCUGGAACCACAUCCCACUUUGGAUUUGACUCGUUACACGGAAAUGGUACAAAAUGCCACAGAUGUUAUAGGUUCCAAAGGUUUAGAUCUCUUGGGUAAUGUUUACGCUCCGCGUGGUAAUGUACAAGUACAUUUACCAUUCCUGGAAGUGACCGCCUUUAAUCCUAGAUCUAGAAUAACAUUAACUUUUAGAAAACCGGAAAAACGGUGA